CGAUUCUGAAAUCACUAUAAAAACAAACUCAACAUAACCUGUUACUCUGCGUGAAAGAAUUUUAUAUUAAAGAAUUUAAAAGUGUCUCAGGAAGACAAGGAAAUAUUAUUAUUAAUCAAGUAGUGUUACCAUUGCAGCGAUAUAUAUAUUAUUACAUAAUUAUCAAGAAAUUGUUGGUUGCAUCUCGAGCUCCGAUGCGCAGUAAAUAAUGAGAAGAAGAACCGUGUUUAUAUUACUAAAAAAAAUCAAUUGGCUUACAAUUUUAAUUUUAAUUCUAUUUUAAUUAAUAAACCGAGUUUCUUCUUGUAUGACGGGAGCACUUCCAGUUCGUCGUUAAGUAUGACCGAUAAACAGAAAGUCCUUAUUUGCGGGGACGUGGAGGGACACUUCAAGUUCCUGUUCUCCAAGGUAGACACCAUCAACAGGAAGAGCGGUCCGUUCGACUUCUUGCUGUGCGUCGGCAAUUUCUUCGGCGCGGACAACUCCGAGUUAGAGCUGUACAAGUCCUGCGAGAAGGCCAUCCCCGUGCCGACGUACGUCAUUGGCCCUAACAGGGAAUCGGACCUCCAGCACUACUCUGACGGCGACGGAUACGAGAUAUGCCAGAACCUUACCUAUCUUGGGAAACGCGGUCUCUACACCGCCAGCUCGGGCCUCAAAAUAGCGUACCUGAGUGGGACUGAGAAGACGUCGACCAGCAAUGAAGCCAUACAUUUCAGCGAGCUCGACGUCAUCGCGAUCAAGAACAGCUGCCUGAAGGGCCAACCGAGUUUUCGCGGCGUGGAUAUCCUGAUGACAUCCCCGUGGCCUGACAGUAUCACCAAUCUUGACGGCAACAAGCCAGAUUGCAAGUACAAGGGCUCCAAGUUGAUCUCCUGGCUUGCUACUCACAUCAAGCCUAGGUAUCAUGUAUCCGCCCUAGAAGGGAUUUACUACGAGCGUCCGCCCUAUAGGAAUCAGAGUCAAAGCGACGGAGACAUGGAAAUAGCCACCAGGUUCAUAGCCCUGGCGCCAGUGGCGAACGCUCACAAGAAGAAAUGGCUGUACGCGCUGAAUCUGACUCCCGUCGACAGAAGCAGACUGUCGGACUUGGUCUUGAAGACAACGGAUGAGACUCUAAGUCCGUACCCCAAGUCUAUGCUCUCCGACGACCCAGCGCAGAAGAAACAGACUCAACAAACACAAUUCUUCUACGACAUGGAAUCGAGAGACACGGUGAAAAGGCCGCGGCAUCAGCACGACGGUGGCAAUAAGAAAUCGAAAAUGGAGUUCGAUCAGUCGAAGUGCUGGUUCUGCUUGUCGAGUCCAGUGGUGUCCAAGCACCUGGUCAUCUCCGUGGGCACCGAAAUUUACCUGGCGCUAGCGAAGGGCGGUCUGGUGGAGGAUCAUCUUCUGAUUCUGCCUAUCACGCAUCAUCAGAGUCUGUCGAUUCUGCCGAAGGAAGUGAAGGAAGAAAUGGAUCUCUACAAGCAGGCUGUGGCUAAAUAUUACGAGGCCACCGACAGGGUGCCCGUGUUCUUCGAGAGGAACUUCAAGACGUCUCAUUGUCAGCUGCAAGCGGUACCCGUUCACAAGAACCAGGCACCCGUGUUGAAGGAGAUGUUCGAGGAAUUGGCCGAGUGUAACAACUUCAAGAUGCUGGAGCUGCCGCAACACACGGACUUACAGCAAAUCGCGAGACCCGGCGCUUUAUACUUUUACGCGGAACUACCGAACGGACAACUGUUGUAUUACCGAAUCAAGAAGGACUUUCCCCUGCAAUUCGGUCGAGAAGUAUUAGCGUCCGAUAGGAUACUGGAUAUCAACGACAGAUCCGAUUGGAAGGACUGUCACAUGAGUCAGGAAGAGGAGACCGAAUUAGCGAAGAAAAUUAGGAGACAAUUCGCGCAGUUUGACAUAGACAGUUGAAAAUUCACGGUGCGAUAUUUCCUAAGCGUACGUACCUACGUGAAUUGUACAUACCUAUGUGAAAUAUUAUAAAUUACAAUCUCGCAAU
Messenger RNA from Ooceraea biroi (clonal raider ant), 1996 nucleotides. Its product is annotated as CWF19-like protein 1. NCBI's taxonomy places the organism in Eukaryota, Metazoa, Arthropoda, Insecta, Hymenoptera, Formicidae. The record is from RefSeq and is a predicted model, not a curated record. Gene Ontology annotation, cellular component: post-mRNA release spliceosomal complex. Gene Ontology annotation, molecular function: RNA lariat debranching enzyme activator activity. Gene Ontology annotation, biological process: mRNA splicing, via spliceosome.